Molecule: messenger RNA, 2656 nt
Organism: Macrobrachium nipponense
Lineage: Eukaryota; Metazoa; Arthropoda; Malacostraca; Decapoda; Palaemonidae
Exons: 4
Coding region: 98-1858 (586 amino acids)
Source: RefSeq, a predicted model, not a curated record
UGUGGCUGGUUGGUGCAGUGUGUGGAAGGAAGGAUACGUUCUUCCUUCCAGCGGCGUCUUUGGGUUAUUGCAAGGAUUUAAGUCCUUCCAGUCCACCAUGAGACAGAACGCACUUCAACGUGUACCAACUCUCGUGGUCUGGGCUUGCAUUGGGGUUGGGGUAGUGACUUUCUUGUGGACUGCAGUAACAUUAGGUCGACCAGAAUUGCUACAGCCCGCUGGAGAGUGGUUAAAGCCUGAACCGGCACCUUUGAAGCCUGCAUUUGGGGACCUGACUGCAGAAAUGAGAAAACUAUUGGCUCGCCGAGUGUUGAAGCUACAGAGGGACAUCGUGGCUCGUAACGGUUCAGCAACUAUGAGCGGGCAGUGGGCAUCUGAAUUGGAUCUCAUAGCGGGAGCCCUGGACCCAAGAGUGAAUCUAUUUGACCGAAAAGCUCCUACAAGAGUCUGUCCCGAAAAAUUCGAAGAGGGUAAAUUCGUGAGAGAGGUGUGCAAAAACGCUUUCAAAACCUCCGAGCUGCUCAGCGUUAUCCUGCCAGCAAGAAGCUGGACGCUGGAAAGAAUCGCCAAGGUUCUGAGAGGCCUCUACAAACAUCCCAAGAUGAACAUAAUUCUCAUCAUCGAUAACAGCGUCCCGCCUCCAAAGAUGAAUGUCACCAUUUUGCUCACUUACGACAAAAGUGUCAGUGAAGGCAAGGUUCUCAACGAUGCCGUGUCUAUGGUAGGAACGCCGUUUGUUCUGAUAGGAGAGAAUCUAGAUUUAUACUCAGAAAACCAUGCAUCUUUAACGAGGCUAAUUCAAGUCAUGGAUCAACAACCGUCAGUCGCUGUUGUCGGGGGUGGUUACCGCGACGUCCAUGGCCAAUGGCGUCACGGCUGCAUUCAGAAAUCCAUAACCAACUACCACGCAACAUUCAUUCACGGUUACGAAUACUCUCACCAGGAGUGUAUGUACUGUGAUGAUGUGGUUGGUCCCUUCGUGGCUAACACCAACCUUCUCACUGAAGAGCCUUUCAGCGAGGAAGUGAGCCAGGCAGUGAUCUAUCACGACUGGUUCACUACGGUUGUCAAUGCUGGAUACUCUGUCAUGGUGUGUCCAGAUGCAAUGUUCUUCAUUGACGAAAAUCCAGUCAUGGGGGAAGAAGACUGGAAAGAGUAUGGGAGAAGAUGGUCAGUUGUUUCUAUAGAUUCUUAUGACGGAAACCAUUAUAAAUUUUCCUGCUCCGAUGUCCAUUUAGAUUGCAAUGACCUCCAGAAAAAGAUAUCGUGGUUCAUGAUUCCUCCCUGUUGCAGAGAAAUCAUCAUGAAAGGAAUAGAGCUCGUGGAUAAGUUCAGCCAAGAACAUGAGAUUAAAUAUGAGUUACAUCACGGCUCCCUUCUAGGCGCCAUUAAGCUUGGAAGUUACUUGCCUUGGGACUUUGAUCAAGAUAUAUAUUAUGACUGCCGUGAGAAAAGCAUAUGGCAGUCCAUGGACCCUUUUCUGAAAGAGAACGGUGCCAACUGUCACUUGCGACUGUCCAACACCCAGACACAACUCGUCAUCCAGUGCAAAUCCUUUUUCAUUGAUAUGGUCUGCAGAAAGCCACUGUCACACCUCACUUUGCCCGAGAUUUACAGGAAUAUCAGCACCUGGAUAGACUAUGGUGGGUACAGAGUUUCAGUCAUGGCAAAUCCAGGAGCUUCGGCGAGGGAGCACGGAGGUAUUGAGAACUUGCGUCAUGCUCAACACUGGCGAGUGAAGAACCAUCCUGACCCAGGUGCUUUUCGCCCCUGUAGAACCUCCCACACUUCUUGCCUCGACCGUCAUCCCGCCGACGGGAAUUUUGCGUUUGCUAACCCCCCGGUAUGUUUGCCAUAAGGAAUGAUUCAAAAUUGGGACUUUUCAUAUUUGUUGACAAAAAUCAUGUUACUCAGUUGUAUACAGCAAAAAAAAUACCAUAUAGUUUGUUAACACUAAAAAUGUAAUAAUUUCAUGGUUAUUUUCUCUCUUAAAACUUUCUGAUGUAACUAACGUUGGUGAUUAUCUGUGAUCCACAGUUCAACAAAACACCAUUUCACUGGAUAGCACAUAACUAUUUAAGCAGUUGUCUGUCUCUUUGUUGAAUGAUCUCAGCUUCCCCGGCCAUUCCCAGUCUAUAAUAUUGCAAAUAUCUUGUUAUGAAUAAGAAUAAUACAUAACAGUAUAGUAGAGUCAAAGAUAGUUAAAUUCAUUGUGAUAUGAUACAAACUGAAAAGCUUUCAACUGGAAUCUUACUCUUAAACCUAGAUUUUUCAAGGAUAUUGCACAUCUGUUAACAGCUAUAAAUAUAUUGCUGCCUGUAGUGAUAUAGAACCUUCGAAUCAUGAAUAUUAUAAGUUUUUCUCCCACCUCAGAAAUGGGGUAUUCAUUUCAAGGAUGUGAUCUAUUCUGAUUAUUUUAUUUUGUACCCUUGAUCUGACUGAUUCAUCAAUCACAAAGAAUCAGGGUAAGAAAAAACUAGUGAAUGGUAUACCUACAGCAGUGGUGGCACAGUAACAAGUUGAUUUUUCAUGAUGACCCUUGCCUUAACAUUACCAAUGAUACUCAUAAGGUUGUACAAAUUUUAGGGUUAGUUUUUGUACUGGCCUUAUAGGGGGUUUGAUACCCCUUAUAAUGUCAUUUAUUAAUAAAAAUAAA